GUUGCGAACGGAAAUGGCAGAGAGUAGUUAGUCAAGUUCAGUUGAGCGUAGUGCAGAGAGAGAGAGGGGGGGAGGAGCGAACGGAAGAUAUGGGGAAACACGGCAAGAAGGAAAACUCGAACCGCCGCCGGGGGAAGAAAACGUUGUACAAUCUUGAGAGGGAAGACACUAGCGAAUGUCUCCAACACCUUCCAGAGCUUGACUCCGAUCCACCGUCUGAGGAAGGCGAAGAAGAAGAAGAGGAAGAAGACGAGAAAAACAAAGAAACUGGCGAGGGUUUCGAUAGGAGCAUCGACUCUGAGUGCGACGCCCCUUCUAAAUUCUCUCUCUAUCAACAAUCGGUGCAGUCUCCUAAAGGGGAUAUUAGCUAUCUGCACAAGUUUUUUUUGAUGUAUGUGGGCGGGAGAGCUCCCCUCCAUCUCCAGGAAGACUUCUGCGGCACUGCUCUUUUAAGUGUGGAGUGGCUCCGAGGUGAUGCUAGGCGAACAGCUGUGGGUUUAGAUUUAGAUGCUGAAGCAUUGACCUGGUGUAUACAGAACAAUGUCAACAGAAUCGGGACAGAUGUCGGCUCCAGAAUCUCCUUGUUCCAUGGAAAUGUCCUGCAACCACUCGAAUCUGAAAUUGUUAGCUUUGACGAAUCAGAAACUAUGCAGUAUAUGACAUUGCAGGAUCAUGAAAGCGAUUCAGAUUCUACACUGCAAGAAAGCUUGAAUGCUGUUCAAAACACAAAGUGCUUGAAGGACUUUAUAUUACCGGCCAGAGAUAUAGUGUGCGCCUUUAACUACAGCUGCUGCUGUCUUCAAACUCGGAAAGAGCUCGUUUUGUACUUCAAACAUGUCAUUAAUGCUCUAAGCAGGAACGGCGGCCUAUUCGUGAUGGAUCUGUAUGGAGGCACUUCUUCGGAGGGUGUAGUAAAGCUAAAGAGACGAUUUCCCAAUUUCACGUAUGUUUGGGAGCAAGAUGAUUUUGACAUCAUUAAGAGGAAAACGAGAAUCAGUCUCCACUUCAAUCUUCACAAGCAGCAAAGAAAGCUUCGGCAUGCAUUUAGCUACGAGUGGCGACUCUGGUCUUUGCCUGAGGUUAAAGAUUGUUUGGAGGAAGCUGGAUUUCGCUCCGUUCACUUCUGGAUUUGCAGCAUGCCGGACACCGAUCAAAUCAGGUGCGUCUAUGGAACUUCUGUUGGCCGAGACAUGAAAUAUGAAGAGGCAACGAGCUUCCCGCAGCAAGAUUCUUGGAAUGCUUACAUUGUUGGAGUCGUUUAGUCACUGCCCGAUGCCAUCCUUACAUCCCGUUUUUGAAUCAGCCGCCGACAAAAAUCUGGUAAUUCGAAUUGUUCAAUAUUCAGUUACUCUUACAGCCAUCUGACUAGUUUCUUUAAUUCGAUGAAAACGAUUUUGCUGAUCUAAGUGAUGCACAGUUUUUAGCUAGUUGUAAAAUUUUUUGCAAGUUUCUCUAAUACAUGGUUUCAAUUGGAACUAAUGACACCAUAAUUGAUUAUAUAAUACAUAUUUCAUUG
Andrographis paniculata is the source of this 1516-nucleotide messenger RNA. RefSeq lists its product as uncharacterized. The record is from RefSeq and is a predicted model, not a curated record. The transcript has 5 exons. Lineage: Eukaryota; Viridiplantae; Streptophyta; Magnoliopsida; Lamiales; Acanthaceae. The coding region runs from base 90 to 1262 and encodes 390 amino acids.